CUCUCAACAUCCAACGCGGCAUAUUCUAACCUCAGUAGCCCUUUUCCCAGGAACUCGGGGCCAUCAUCGAAACAUAUGAACUUUUUGGAAUAUCAAAGAACGUCUCAAAAACAGAUACCUAACAACAACCGUAAAUUCGUCAUAUCAGACACCACAUCUCGUUUCCUCUUUGGCAUUCUUUUAGCUCCAGAGUAAAGUCAUCUACUCAUCUUCAGUCACGACCUUCGUCCCGUUUUUUUCUCUUCCUCACAAUGUCAGACGAUCUCAAAGACGAAAUAGAGGCUCUCAACUCCAUCUACGGAGACGACACUCUUCGGCCCUCGCCGCCCAACUACAUCCUCGUCCUACCCGGCGGCCCGGGCGCCACGUCCCUGACCAUCCACUUCUCGGACUCGUACCCAGACGUGCCGCCGGAGGUCCUAGGCACCCACAGCGCCGGCGAGAACGCUCCCCGCGGCGCUGGCGCGCGCGACCUCGCCAUCUUCCGCGAGGCCGUUGCCGCCGUCUACCAGCCCGGCGCCGUAUGCCUGUUUGACGCUGUCGAGGAGUUCUCGAGACUGCUAGAGGUGCACGCGGAUACCGAGCCGUCUGCGCCGUCGCCUCCGCCCCGCGAAGAGGUUGAGUACGAGACGCAACCCGCGCCUUCGUUCCUCUCGGAGGAGCCGCCGUGGAUCGCCUCGGAGCCGUUCGUCGAGCUCAAGUCGGUGUUCCUCGCCCGCGCCGCCCCCGUCACCUCGCCCGAGCAGGCCGCUGGCUAUGUCCAGCACCUUCUCGCCACGGACAAGAAGGUCCGCACGGCGACGCACAACAUGACGGCGUGGCGCAUCCGAGGACCGAACGGUACCAGCUUCCAGGACUGCGACGACGACGGAGAGACGGCGGCCGGGAGCCGCCUGCUUCACCUGAUGCAGUUGAUGGAUCUGUGGGAUGUCAUGGUGGUGGUGUCACGCUGGUACGGUGGCCAGAAGCUGGGCCCGCGCCGGUUCGCUUUGAUUAACAGUGCUGCGCGAGACGCUUUUGUCAAGGCCGGCUGGGUGGAGGAAGCUGGGCAAGGCAAGAAGAAGGGGCACGGCAAAUGAGACGACGCGCGCGCGCGCGCUGUGUUCGACCCAUGAAGGCGCCACACCUCGGCCCGGCAGAUCGGAGCUAUGGCAUGUCCGACAACAAGGCUUAACGUGGAGGACAAGUCCCCAAUUGACAUGUA
Colletotrichum destructivum is the source of this 1204-nucleotide messenger RNA. Its product is annotated as Putative ribosomal protein uS5 domain 2-type superfamily. The record is from RefSeq and is a predicted model, not a curated record. Gene Ontology annotation, molecular function: protein binding. Gene Ontology annotation, biological process: regulation of translational initiation; GCN2-mediated signaling. The transcript has a single exon. NCBI's taxonomy places the organism in Eukaryota, Fungi, Ascomycota, Sordariomycetes, Glomerellales, Glomerellaceae. The coding region runs from base 252 to 1079 and encodes 275 amino acids. Gene Ontology annotation, cellular component: cytoplasm.